Messenger RNA from Cetraspora pellucida, 2226 nucleotides. The record is from the annotation of a GenBank genome assembly. NCBI's taxonomy places the organism in Eukaryota, Fungi, Glomeromycota, Glomeromycetes, Diversisporales, Gigasporaceae.
AUGGAAAAUGAAGCCAAUGACGCUUUAAAUUAUUUUAAUAAUACUUUUAUUUUUACUUCAAGGAUCACUGUUGAACAUGCCAAGCCUGUUAGUGAUCCAACGCUAUCGAGGCCUUGGAGUGCUCAUAGUGUUGGUUCAUCAAGUUAUCAGAAAAAACAUUUUCAGAAAUCAGAGGCUAAUAGUGUGGAAAUAAAAAAAAAAAAAGUUAAAAAUGAUGAUCUUAAUAAUGAUCUUAAUAAUGAAAAGCUUGAAGAAUUUUUAGAAGUUAUGAAACCAAGAUCAAAAUCUAAAACUUGGGCAAAUGAUGAUUUAACAAUUUUGGAAUCUCAACAGAGUUCAAAACACUUUAUUACUAAUGAUUCUGAUGAUGAACUUUAUCAAGAUUUACCAAAUAAAACCGAUAUAGUAAUUAAAAAUGAUACAAAUGAAUCGAAUAAUUCAGAAAAGAAUCAAAAAGAUAAAUUAUCUCGUGAAAAAGUUGUUGAACUGAGUAAGGAAUCAUCUAGUAAAAACUUUUCAAAAGUCGAUUUUAAUAACGAUGAUGAAAAUAAUAAAAUUUAUACUAAUCCAUCACCAGAAAAUGAUGAUUCCAAAGAAAAUGUCAAUUAUAAUAAUGAGGCAAAUGCUAAUCUAUCUGGUAGACCUACAGAGGUUCCUCCUGAAGAAUCCAUUGGUGAAACUGGUAGAUUAUUUGUUAGAAAUUUGCCAUAUAUAUGUUCAGAAGAGGACUUGCGAAAAGCAUUUAAUAAAUUUGGCCCGCUUGCUGAAGUGCACAUUCCACUCGACAAGGAAACAAAGAACCAAAAAGGCUUUGCUUAUGUUUUAUAUCAUAUUCCUGAACACGCCGUAAAAGCUUAUAUUGAGUUAGAUAAUAAAUUCUUCAUGGGAAGAUUAUUACAUAUUUUACCUUCUAGAGAUAAACCUCAAGUUCGUGAUUUGAAUCCUGGCAGGUGGAGUUUAAAAAAAAAAAAAGAGAUGAAUCAGAAAAACUUAGCUAAUAAUGACUUCAAUUGGAGUAUGCUAUAUAUGAAUAGUGAUGCAAUCGCAGAGUCAAUAGCACAUCGAUUUAAUGUAAAAAAAUCGGAAAUUUUGGAUCCUGAAUCUGACAACAUGGCUGCAAAACUUGCUCUUGCAGAAACUCAUAUCAUCCAAGAAACAAAAGCAUUUCUUGAAAUGAAUGGAAUUUCCUUAAGUUCUUUUGGAAAAAAAGAGAAAAGUGAUACUAUUAUUUUAGUAAAGAAUAUUUCAUUUGGUGUGACGAAAGAGGAAUUGCAACAAUUAUUUGGAUGGUAUGGAGAAAUUGGACGUUUAAUAAUUCCACCGGCUCAAACAAUAGCCUUAAUAGAAUUUUUACAUCCUUCAGAAGCCCGAAAUGCAUUCACAAAUCUUGCAUAUAAAAAAUUUAAAGGAGUUCCUCUAUAUUUGGAAAAAGCACCGGCAGAUAUUUUCAAAAGUGAAACUGAUACAAGCUCAAAGCCAACCGAUGAUGAUGCUAAAAAAGUACUUUCUUCAACAGAUAUAAUUGAAACAACUAUAAAUGAUGAUGAUGAAUCAUCUGAAGUAACUGCUACAUUGUUUGUUAAAAACAUAAAUUUUGAUACAACCGAGGAAGAGCUAAAAAAAUUAUUCAAGAAUACUUCUGGCAUGAAAUCUGCUAAAAUAAAAUUGAAAAAUGAUCCUAAAAAUCCUGGUAAAAAGUUGAGUAUGGGAUUUGGGUUUGUUGAAUAUGAUAAUAUGAAAAAUGCAAAAAAUGCUUUAAAAUCAAUGCAGGGGUAUAUGUUAGAUGGUCAUGCGUUACAAUUAAAAUUUUCAAAUCGUGGAUUAGACACUAUACAAAGAAAGCGAAAAGAGGAUGAAAUGAUGAAAAAAAAACAGGAAUCCACAAAAAUUAUCAUUAAGAAUGUCGCUUUUGAGACAACAAAAAAAGAGUUGAAAGAAUUAUUUGGUACAUACGGUCAAAUUAAAACACUUCGUCUACCAAAAAAAUUCGAUGGUACAUCUCGCGGAUUCGCAUUUAUAGAAUUCUUAACAAAAAGAGAUGCAAGGAAUGUGAUGGAGCAAUUACAAAAUACACACUUAUUAGGUAGACAUCUCAUUCUUGAAUAUGCGGAUGAUGAUAAGAAUGUUGAAGAGUUGAGAGAGAAGAUUGGUAAAGAAUUUAUUGCAGAUAUUGAAGGCGGUGAUGCUUACAAUUAUUCAACUCAAUACUAUUAUUUAUAUUGUUAA